AUGGCAACCGGCGGCGGGGUUAUCAGUGCUUUGGCACAGGGUUUCCUGGAUGGUGGCGCUGAGUUUGCCGUCCACUAUCCAGGAUGGCACAGCCACGAAAUCUAUGACGAGCUGGUGAUGGGAAGUCUCAAGCGAAAGGCACUGCUGGUCAAGAUGGGCAUGGCGCUCAAUGAGAAAGUGGCCUAUCAGCUGGCGUUCGGUGCGUCGUUGUCAGGCAGUCGAAGCGUCGUGAUCAUGAAGAACUACGGCCUCAAUGUAGCCGCUGAUCCAUUCCUGAACUCACACCUCACUGGUGUGAAUGCUGGGCUGGUGUUGGUGGUCACUGACGACAUGGAUGUGGAAGGCUCUCAAGGCUGCCAAGACUCACGGUUCUACAGAAACUUUCAUGGAGGUCUUUGGCUUGAACCCACGUCGCUCAACCAGGCCUAUGAGAUGGCUCUUCGUUCCUUUCAAUGGUCUGAAGAGGUGGACUUGCCCGUUGUGGUUCGUCUAACAAAUGACCACUUCAAAUGGAGAGGCUGGUGCGCAGAGCCUGCACAAGCUAGCGAAGCUACUGAUCAGGUGCAGGGGAGCAAGAAGCUGAGCAAAAUUGAGGCGAGCAAGUACGUGGUACACCCAAAGACCUGGAAGCCUCAUCGGGAUAGGCUUGAGGCCAAGCUAAGGAGAGUUCAAGAUCUUGUGGACGGAUGGCUGAAAAUUGAUCCUUCAGUGCUUGCAGGUGGCAAGCGACUUCGCGUACAGGUUGGCGCCUGCCAAGGCACCCCUGCAGACGCGGAAGACGAGGAGAUCUUGAAAGUGGCAACAGUGUCAACAUAUCCACUUCCAUCCCAGCUGAUGGCCUCAGUAUCGAGCUUCCAUGAGGUGGAAGUCGAGGAGAGUGGUGCGCCUUACGCUCUCAAUUUGCUACAGGCAGGUCAGGCAGGCCUUGGCACCGUGCAAAUCCGCAAGGUCCUUCGGUCAGAGCCAGAUCACUCGGACAGAGUUAUCGUCUGGGAUGGGCUGGAAAAGCUUUUCAGCGCCCUGGCCACGAUUCAGCCUCGUCAUGUGGUUGCAGACUUGGGCCAAUCGACUCAGGAAAGCAAGGGUGUUGUGACCUCCUGCCUUUGCCUCGGAAGCGCCGUAGCGGUUGCCUGGGGAGUAGCCUUUGGCAGCGCAGGCAGAGACUAUCCGUUCUGCAUCUCGGGUGAUGCCUCACUGCUGCAUGGUGGUGGACGCUCACUUUUGGAUGACGCAGUCUCCUGCGCAGAAUCUCAGUCCAUUGGGCUGUGCAUUGUAGUUAUCGACAACGGCGGCUCUGCAUCAACCGGUGGGCAGAUGGUGUCCUCCUGUCUACAUGCGCACCUGCCCAGCUUUGCAGAGAGCGUGCUCUAUGCUGACACAAGUGAGGGGGAGUUCUUGGCAUUGUUCAGGCGGUGUGCGAGUGAGCGGCGCUUUGCGCUAAUCCACUUGCAAGUUUGA
Molecule: messenger RNA, 1458 nt
Organism: Symbiodinium pilosum
Lineage: Eukaryota; Dinophyceae; Suessiales; Symbiodiniaceae
Source: the annotation of a GenBank genome assembly